Messenger RNA from Salvia hispanica, 944 nucleotides. RefSeq names its product membrane steroid-binding protein 2-like. NCBI's taxonomy places the organism in Eukaryota, Viridiplantae, Streptophyta, Magnoliopsida, Lamiales, Lamiaceae. Gene Ontology annotation, cellular component: endoplasmic reticulum; membrane; endomembrane system. The record is from RefSeq and is a predicted model, not a curated record.
UAGUAACACUCGUCGCCAGAGCUUUCCAGUCACUUUCUUACCUACCAACCAUCAUCUCCCUCUCUCUCUCUCUCUAGAGCGCAAUGGCCCUUCAAUUGUGGGAGACAUUGAAAGAAUCGAUCACCGCCUACUCAGGGCUAUCUCCGGCUACUUUCUUCACGGUUCUUGCUCUAGGCCUCACGCUUUACUACGUUGUCUCCAGUUUGUUCGGCUCCUCCGAUGGCGGCCACGCCCAUGACAGGUCCAGAGGCUUUGAGGAACAGAUGGAGCCUCUUCCCCCUCCUGUUCAGCUUGGUGAGAUCACCGCCGAGGAGUUGAAACUCUACGAUGGCUCUAAUUCCGAGAAGCCUCUACUCAUGGCCAUCAAGGGCCAGAUCUAUGAUGUCACGCAGAGCAGGAUGUUUUAUGGACCUGGUGGACCUUAUGCAUUGUUUGCGGGAAAGGACGCUAGUAGAGCUCUUGCAAAAAUGUCCUUCGAGGAUAAAGAUCUUAAUGGCGAUCUUACUGGGCUGGGUGUGUUUGAGAUGGAAGCUCUGCAAGAUUGGGAAUACAAGUUCAUGAGCAAAUAUGUGAAGGUGGGAACUGUCAAGACAACCGUGCCAGUAACCGAUGGUGCCGCCCAAAGUGAAGCAACCGAUGCUUCUCCAAGUGAUGCUGCUAAACCGGCAGAAGAAGCUGCCGAGGGUCAUGUUGCUAAACCUGCUGAAGAUGGUCCAUCGGAGACUGCUGCUCCUAAGGAAACUGAGGAAACCACAACCGCUGCUGCUGAUGUUGAUGUCGAGAAAAAGGAGUGAAAUACUAUCUAUAUGUUAAUGCAAAUAGGGUUGAAUGAUAUACUUUACCCUUGUUUACAUCAUUUCUCUCUUAUGACAGCCCUUGUAGGUCACAACUUGUCUAUUUUUUUUGGCUUAAUAAUGACGUGAAGCUUAUGAAGUUGUGUUUUA